GAUGCUGUGGGAACAACCUCAAACAGAAGUAGUAGUGGCAGUUAUUAAAUCACCUCCUCAUGCCUUUACUUUGAGGCAUGCAGACUUGGUAACACUACGACCACAUGAACUUCUUAAUGGUGAGGCAAUCGAAUGCUACAUUCGGGCUGCUCUUAAUAAAUUUGAAAAGUCUGGACGUCUGCUCCAGAUGGAUCACUAUGUUACUGGUGUGAUCCUUGAAGGCACAAGACAACAAAUGUCUCGACACCAAAUGAAAAAAGUGGACUUUGACUGUUUUGAUGGUGCAGUGUCUUUUGUAAAUAUCAAUGACAGUCACUGGAGGUUUGUGUAUCUUCAUGCUCCGUCAGCCCAAGUGUUUGUCAUUGACCCUGCUUCUUCAGAGAUUGACCAUGACAUCUCAAAUAAGGCUGCAAUGACUUACCGAUUGUAUUUCAAAAUGCGCCAAAACAUACAAGGCAGGCAGCACUGGAGCAGCAUUAAGUGGACAGCAGGAACCAUAAAGCACAAUGAACAAAAGGACAGCACAAGUUGUGGAGUGUUUGUGAUGCAGAUGGCAAGAAAGGUUGCUGAAAGUUUUCCACAAAUUCCUGCAUCAAUGACCAUAAAUCCAACAAGCAGCAGCAUAAGAAAGCUGCGGGCUGAAAUGGCAGAGACAAUGCUCUCUUCCUCAGAACCAAGAGAUGAGUAUUGCUCAAUCUGUGGACUCAAAGAUGUCCCAAAAACGGCAACAACUGAAGCAGUUGUUAUUGACUGGACCCAAUGUGAGACAUGCAAGCGGUGGUUUCACGAUAUCUGCAUUACCCUAAAUAAAAGUAACUCCCCAGAAACUGACUUGCCAUGGCACUGUCUUUUAUGUUAAGACAGAAUGAAAAAGGCACCAGGACACAAGGAAAGUAAGAAGACGGAAAGAAAACUAAAUAUAGAGUUACGAUAGAGAUCGUCAAUGUUACAUUUUGAUGUGAUUUUGAAAAUAAUAAUAAAUUAAGAGAAAGAAAUGUCUGAUUUCUUAGCCAUUUAUCGGAUCUCAG
Gadus chalcogrammus (walleye pollock) is the source of this 1028-nucleotide messenger RNA. RefSeq lists its product as uncharacterized. Gene Ontology annotation, molecular function: cysteine-type peptidase activity. The record is from RefSeq and is a predicted model, not a curated record. Lineage: Eukaryota; Metazoa; Chordata; Actinopteri; Gadiformes; Gadidae. Gene Ontology annotation, biological process: proteolysis. The coding region runs from base 2 to 859 and encodes 285 amino acids. The transcript is spliced from 9 exons.